AUGGAAACACAAAAGCCAUUAAUGAUUGCUGUGGUGAAUGAUAUUCAUCAAAAUAUGCAUCUUGUUGAAAGAAUGGAAAAGUAUUGGAAGAUUAAUAAUAUUAAAGUUGACUAUCUAAUUGUUUGUGGCGAUUUUGCCAAUAUGAAUGUCCAUAAUCAAGACAAACCUGAUAUUGUUGCUAGUUCUAUAGAUGAUUGUAAAAAAAUUAUUAAAGAAUUAGAAAAACUUUGUUCCACUGUUCUUUAUGUUCCAGGUAAUCAUGACCCAACUACUUUAUUCCAUAAUAGUAUGCAUCACUCAGUUCAAUUAACAGAAAAUUCUAUUAAUCUUCAUCGUUGUGCUUAUCAUUUAAAAGAUAACCUUGUUGUUGUUGGGUGUGGAGGUUCUGUUCCACAAUAUGAUAAACAUAUUUGUCAUAAGGUUGGAUAUCCUUAUGAAACUGAUGAACAAUACAAAGUACAUCUUAAUGAAAUUAUGCCUGAAGAUGGUAGUGUUCCUACAACAAAGAUAACUGAUAGUUUAAUUAUUGUUACUCAUAAUGGACCAUCUUGUUCUCAUACUGCUUUAAAAUUCUCACACAAUAAAUCUGUUAUGCAAACUGGUAGUGCUGCUUUAUCAAAAUUAAUUGAAAAUCCUGCAUAUAAAAGAAGACUUACUUGUGUACUUCAUGGACAUACUCAUGACUCUCAAGGACUUGUAAACCAUGAAUUAAUUCCAAUAAUAAAUGCUGGAGCAUUAAAAAGAAAUCAAAACUUUGUUGUAUUAACUUUAAGAGAAAUCAAAGGAAAUUGGAAAGUUACUGACACUAAUUUCCAUUGUUUUGGUUAUAUCUAA
Molecule: messenger RNA, 834 nt
Organism: Entamoeba histolytica HM-1:IMSS
Lineage: Eukaryota; Evosea; Mastigamoebida; Endamoebidae
Product: ser/thr protein phosphatase family protein
Exons: 1
Coding region: 1-834 (277 amino acids)
Molecular function (GO): hydrolase activity
Source: RefSeq, a predicted model, not a curated record